Messenger RNA from Aspergillus homomorphus CBS 101889, 1134 nucleotides. Its product is annotated as actin-binding ADF family protein. The transcript is spliced from 6 exons. Gene Ontology annotation, cellular component: cytoplasm; actin cytoskeleton; actin cortical patch. Gene Ontology annotation, molecular function: actin filament binding. The coding region runs from base 244 to 711 and encodes 155 amino acids. Gene Ontology annotation, biological process: cell motility; actin filament depolymerization; actin filament severing. NCBI's taxonomy places the organism in Eukaryota, Fungi, Ascomycota, Eurotiomycetes, Eurotiales, Aspergillaceae. The record is from RefSeq and is a predicted model, not a curated record.
ACUAAAUGAAUGCCCCUCUAUCUCCAUCUCGGCUCUCAUUCCCCCCUCCUCCUCCACCCAUUAUUACUUACAACCACUAUUCUUCCUCUCCAUCUUCCACCCCCCCCUCCCCUCACCCUUAUCCCCUCUUCUUGAUAACUUUCUUCAUUCUCCGAUUCUCCCGCUUACUAUCUGAUCAAGUUGUUUUAUUUACUUGGUUAUCCACUAGCCCACCCCAUCUCAACUCCAGAACUAUAAUCAAUCAUGUCGCUCGCAUCUGGUGUUUCUAUCACGGAUGAGUGCAUCACUGCAUUCAAUGACUUCCGCAUGAGCGGAGGCGCCAAGGGAAACAAGACCAAGUUCAUCAUCUUCAAGAUCGCCGACAACAAGAAGGAAGUCGUCGUCGACGAGGCCUCCCAGGACGAGGACUACGAGGUCUUCCGCAGCAAGCUCGAAGCCGCUAAGGACAGCAACGGUCGCCCCGCUCCCCGUUAUGCCGUCUAUGAUGUGGAAUACGACCUCGGUGGUGGUGAGGGCAAGAGAAGCAAGAUCAUCUUCAUCUCUUGGGUGCCCAGUGACACCCCUACUCUCUGGUCCAUGAUCUACGCCAGCACCCGCGAAAACUUGAAGAACGCCCUCAACAUCCACACCUCCAUUCACGCUGACGACAAGUCCGACAUUGAGUGGAAGACCGUCCUGGCCGAGGCCAGCGGUGGCAAGGCUGGCAAAUAAAUGACGGUGCCGGCUGGGUCCGGGCCAAGGUGACUGUGCUGGUUGUUGCAUCGCAACGCAUCAUCUCGAAUCGCGGCGGAAUCCGGAACGAAGCAACUCUCUCCGAGUCUCCCUGCACACAAAUAGUUCAAUAUGAGAACGUUACGACUUGACUCUGCUUUAUUCAUUUUUCUUCUCUCGUUUCUUUUGAUAGUGACCGUAUCAUCUUCAUACGAUUCUGGCGCUUUGCGAGGCCGAGCGUCUGGGAAGGAAUUCGUGCUUGUUUGUCAGCGUUCGCCUGUACACAAAGGUUACUGUUGCCUGACAUGGGGAAGGAGUGACAUGGCGGGUGUAGAGUAGACACGGAGAAUCAUUCUUAGCCGAUCAGUCCUGCGAUGUCUUCCGCCCUUCUUUGCUUCCUUUCGUGAUGUCUCUAUAGUAGCU